Suncus etruscus (white-toothed pygmy shrew) is the source of this 583-nucleotide messenger RNA. It is a transcript of the gene SMIM19, whose product is annotated as small integral membrane protein 19. The record is from RefSeq and is a predicted model, not a curated record. Bases 265 to 573 code for a protein of 102 amino acids. NCBI's taxonomy places the organism in Eukaryota, Metazoa, Chordata, Mammalia, Eulipotyphla, Soricidae. The transcript is spliced from 3 exons.
AUAAGGAGAAAUAAACUGCCUGCCUUAGUUAUUGCCUAGAACAGGAGUUAGCAAACUGAAAGGGAUAUGCUGUAAAUAAAGCGGCAGAUUGUAAGCACUUGAGGACUAUGAAAAAUCAAGAAUAUUUAGUAGGUAUUUACAAUCAUUUAAAAUGUAUCCAUUUUGAAAUGUAAGAAUGUUCUUGGCAGACUGAAUUUAGCCAGUCUUUCUUAAUGUAAGAAAAUUCCUUGCUUUUUCUUAUAGCCCUUGCCUGGAGUUUACGGCAUGAUGGUGGGAGACGAUGACUCUAUGGAUUACAGUGUUCAUGAGGCCUGGAAUGAAGCUACAAAUGUUUAUUUGGUGGUGAUCCUUGUUAGCUUUGCUCUAUUUAUGUAUGCCAAGAGGAACAAAAGGAGAAUUAUGAGGAUAUUCAGUGUGCCAUCUACAGCAGAAACCUUGUCAGAGCCCAACUUUUAUGAUACUUUAAGUAAAAUUCGUUUAAGACAGCAACUAGAAAUGUAUUCUAUUUCAAGAAAGCAUGACUAUCAGCAGCCACAAAACCAAGCUGACAGUGUACAGCUCUCAUUGGAAUGAACUGUUCAAA